This is a messenger RNA of Suillus subalutaceus, 426 nucleotides long. RefSeq lists its product as uncharacterized. The transcript is spliced from 4 exons. The record is from RefSeq and is a predicted model, not a curated record. NCBI's taxonomy places the organism in Eukaryota, Fungi, Basidiomycota, Agaricomycetes, Boletales, Suillaceae. The coding region runs from base 1 to 426 and encodes 141 amino acids.
AUGCUCGGGGAGACUGCCAAUGCUUAUCAAGAGCAUCGAGACAGCAAGCUUUUUUCGGAGGCUCGCAUCAUGCCUGGGCCUUUUUUAGACCAAGUUUUGCAUCGCUUUUCAUCGAGGGGUGCGCAUUGGCAGCUGUAUGGCAUGGCGCUGUUUGGAUCUAGUGAUGACAUUGUAUCUUCACUCCCGAUAACCGAGGCAGAGAGCGAGAAAGUGCGCAUGAAGCGACAGAUGGCCCGACGAGGACGUGCAGGGAUGGUAGACAUUGAGAUAUGUGCUCGUACACGGGUAAAGCACUGCAAGGGAACCCAAGGCCAGACCUCUAUGGCGGGAGGCUGCGGCUCUAUCUAUCAAGGACCGACUACGACACGCCGCAGGACUACCGACUGGACUGCUCCUGCACCAGGACCCCUGGCACUCCCGACCUGA